Rosa chinensis is the source of this 1619-nucleotide messenger RNA. Its product is annotated as eukaryotic initiation factor 4A-8. Gene Ontology annotation, molecular function: translation initiation factor activity; ATP binding; RNA helicase activity. Gene Ontology annotation, biological process: cytoplasmic translational initiation. Lineage: Eukaryota; Viridiplantae; Streptophyta; Magnoliopsida; Rosales; Rosaceae. Gene Ontology annotation, cellular component: cytoplasmic stress granule. The transcript has 5 exons. The record is from RefSeq and is a predicted model, not a curated record. The coding region runs from base 162 to 1403 and encodes 413 amino acids.
AACGCAGCCUCCAAUUUCUCACUUGUCUCCUUUUUCAAACUCCACGGCGCAGAUCCGAGGAGUUUGGCAAACCCUAGCUCUCUCUUAGCUCUCUACCUAUUCUUCAGCUCUCUAUCUCUCUUUGCUUUUCUCCGUCAAGCUUUUCAGCAACUCAAUCAGAUAUGGCAGGUCUUGCUCCCGAAGGUGCACAGUUUGAUGCUAAACAGUAUGAUUCUAAGAUGAAUGAGAUCCUCUCAUCUGAAGGUCAAGAGUUCUUCACAUCGUAUGAUGAGGUUCAUGACAGUUUUGAUGCCAUGGGUUUACAAGAAAAUCUUUUAAGGGGAAUAUAUGCUUAUGGAUUUGAGAAGCCUUCUGCGAUUCAGCAAAGAGGAAUUGUUCCUUUCUGUAAAGGUUUGGAUGUGAUUCAACAAGCUCAGUCAGGAACAGGCAAAACAGCAACCUUUUGCUCUGGAAUUUUGCAGCAACUUGACUAUGGUUUGGUCCAGUGCCAGGCUUUGGUGUUGGCACCUACCAGGGAGUUAGCUCAGCAGAUUGAGAAGGUUAUGCGGGCACUUGGAGACUAUCUCGGCGUGAAGGUUCAUGCUUGUGUAGGUGGGACUAGUGUUCGUGAGGAUCAGCGAAUUCUUCAGACUGGAGUGCAUGUGGUGGUUGGCACUCCUGGACGUGUGUUUGACAUGUUGCGGAGGCAAUCUCUUCGUGCAGAUUACAUUAAGAUGUUUGUAUUGGAUGAAGCCGAUGAAAUGCUAUCUAGGGGUUUCAAAGAUCAGAUCUAUGACAUUUUUCAGCUUCUGCCUUCAAAAGUUCAAGUUGGUGUGUUCUCUGCUACAAUGCCUCCUGAAGCCCUUGAGAUCACCAGAAAGUUUAUGAACAAACCUGUUAGGAUUUUGGUUAAGCGUGAUGAGCUCACCCUGGAGGGAAUCAAGCAAUUUUAUGUUAAUGUCGAUAAGGAAGAAUGGAAGCUGGAGACACUCUGCGAUCUCUAUGAGACCCUUGCAAUCACUCAGAGUGUCAUUUUUGUUAAUACAAGGCGCAAAGUGGAUUGGCUUACAGAUAAGAUGCGAAGCCGUGACCACACUGUGUCUGCUACCCAUGGUGAUAUGGACCAGAACCAGCGUGACAUUAUCAUGCGUGAAUUCCGAUCUGGUUCCUCCCGUGUUCUCAUCACUACUGAUCUGUUGGCACGUGGUAUUGAUGUGCAGCAAGUGUCGCUUGUAAUUAAUUAUGAUUUGCCGACUCAACCAGAAAACUACCUUCAUCGUAUCGGACGAAGUGGGCGAUUUGGAAGAAAAGGUGUUGCCAUCAAUUUCGUGACUAGGGAUGACGAUAGAAUGCUAUAUGACAUUCAGAGGUUUUAUAAUGUGGUGAUUGAGGAGCUGCCUUCCAACGUGGCUGAUCUUCUGUGAGGAGCUGAUUUUGUUCUUUUUGUUUUUGAGGCAGAUUUCUUAUUCCUGUUUUUAAAGUACUAUUUAAAUGUUUCUUUUUCGCCAUUUUGGUUUUAAUUUAUGCUGUCAAACACAUCUAACUGUUUAAUUGUAUGUGCCUCAGCUAUAUUUUGGCUUAUAAAACCUCUUCAGGAUGUCUGUUGCAUGCUUGCCAUGCGAUAUCCAAUUGGUUUUUCA